AUGAGUCCUAUUCAACUUUUUGUGUUCACGAAAGUGAGUCGGUCAGUUUAUUCAACAAAAGCGAAUGAGGAGGAGCAAGAAAGUAUAGAUUUAUCAGAGACAGAGGCACACGCCAGAGAAAUCGACAAUCAACUAGAGCGCGAACAUCCUCUGUGCCAAACUUACCCUUUAACAAACAUCGAACUACUAUAUGUAUUCGUUGAUGAUUCUAAUAUUUUAGUUGAAGGAAAGUACGUUGUUGCAGUUCUUGAAAAUCUGGAUAAUCGGAUACAAUGUAUGGUAUUCGAAAAGGAAGUUGGUGUAGCACUAGCGCAUGCAAUUGAUGAAGUAAUUUUCACCAAAAAUCCUGGUAUAUUGGCGAUAAUCUCUGAAGAUGAUAGCUAUUAUCCAAUAGUAACGACUGCCAUCAAACGUAAUUGGAUAGUUGAAACUUGGUUCUGGAAUUCGAGAAUGUCCGAUAAACUUAAGAAUAAGACAAUUUUUACACCUUUAGAUUAUUACUAUAAGUCAUUCGCUUAUGGUUUUGGACCCGACAUCACAAUGAACAAUCGAAUUCUUGAGGUUACUGGUCAUACAUUUCGGAGAUGGGAGAACAAAGAAAUGAUGGAUGUAUUCAUUCCUUUAAACGUAUUCGGUUGUGGAACCGGAUAA
Funneliformis mosseae is the source of this 651-nucleotide messenger RNA. NCBI's taxonomy places the organism in Eukaryota, Fungi, Glomeromycota, Glomeromycetes, Glomerales, Glomeraceae. The record is from the annotation of a GenBank genome assembly.